Messenger RNA from Brassica oleracea var. oleracea, 967 nucleotides. Its product is annotated as plasma membrane-associated cation-binding protein 1-like. The transcript has 5 exons. The coding region runs from base 119 to 919 and encodes 266 amino acids. NCBI's taxonomy places the organism in Eukaryota, Viridiplantae, Streptophyta, Magnoliopsida, Brassicales, Brassicaceae. Gene Ontology annotation, cellular component: plasma membrane. The record is from RefSeq and is a predicted model, not a curated record.
UUCUUAAAAAUCAGAGAAACCAACAACAAAAUAAUCAGCUGGAGAAUUAAGAACAAGGAAGAAGAGCCUCCAGAAAUCUUCAUCUCAAGAUUGAUAUAAUUACACACAAAAAAAAGAUAUGGGUUACUGGAAAUCGAAGAUUGUUCCAACAAUGAAGAAAUUGUUCGAGAGAAGCCCAACAAACAAGGAUGUUGUUGCUGAAGCUAGCAAGACCCUCACCUUUGAUGAUUCUAAGGAAGCAAUCAACAAGGAGAUUGAAGACAAAAAGACAGAACUGGAACCCAAGGUCUUGGAUAUCUAUGAAGCCACGUCUGCUGAACUCAAGGCUUUGGUGAGGGAGCCUAAAGAAGAUGGUUUAACGAAGCACUCUACCGAAGUGAACAAAUUCCUCGAGGCACUUGUUGAAAUGGGAUUCCCUGGAUCAAAGGAUGCGUGUGAACUUUCAUCUACUAGCUCCGGACCAGUGACGUUCAUAUUUGAGAAAGUAUGUGUGUUUCUCCCGGUGGAGGAGAAGUCACGAGAGGUGGAAAAUGUGGAAGAAGUCGCGAAAACCGAAGAACCGUCCAAAGAAGAAGACACCAAACCGGCCAAGGAAGAUGAGAUUAUUACAAACGCAGUGAAAGAGAAAGAAACAGUUGAAGAGAAGAAAGAAGAGGUUCUACCCGCACUUGUUCCUGUCGUGGCGGCUGCGGAGGAGGAGAAGCCAGCCGUGGAAGAGGAGAAGAAGCCAGCCGUGGAAGAGGAGAAGAAGGAAGCAGUGGAAGAGCAGAAGAAGCCAGUGGAAGAGGUGAACAAAGAAGUUGUUGCCGCAGCAGCUCCGGUGGUUGAAACUCCGUCGACCAAUGUCACAGCAGCUCCGGUGGUUGAUGCUCCGGCAAAGGCCCCCGAAGCCUUGGCGGCUGAGCCAGGAAAGGUUUAAAUAUUAUUCUUCAUGGUACAUUUCUUUAUAAAAACAUUGCUUGUUUUG